UAGGGUUUAUUUUUCCUUCUUCUCAUUUACGCAGCCAUGGCGACGCAGCAGGCGGUGGAAUCUGUGCAAUGCUUCGGUCGUAAAAAGACUGCUGUCGCUGUCACGUACUGCAAACGCGGCUCCGGCCUGAUAAAGAUCAACGGUUGUCCGAUCGAGCUGAUUCAACCAGAAAUCCUCCGGUUCAAGGUGUUCGAGCCUAUCCUCCUCCUCGGAAGACACCGUUUUGCCGGAGUCGACAUGAGGAUCCGCGUCAAGGGAGGUGGUCACACAUCCCAGAUCUACGCAAUUCGUCAGAGCAUCGCUAAGGCCCUCGUCGCGUUCUACCAGAAGUACGUAGAUGAGCAGUCGAAGAAGGAGAUCAAGGACAUUCUCGUCAGGUACGACAGGACACUGCUUGUGGCUGAUCCUAGGAGAUGCGAGCCGAAGAAGUUCGGUGGUCGUGGUGCUCGUGCUCGUUUCCAGAAGAGUUACCGUUGAGGUCUUGCGUUUUUACUGUUCGUCUAAGCGUAAUGUUGUGGCUUACUUUGGCUUCCGAGUUUUCAAACUGAAGGUCAUCUCUGGUAUCGAUGCUUUAAUUCGACGAAUCUAUGCAUGGUGAUCCUUAUGUCCGUAUC
Messenger RNA from Tarenaya hassleriana, 614 nucleotides. RefSeq names its product 40S ribosomal protein S16-1-like. Gene Ontology annotation, cellular component: cytosolic small ribosomal subunit; ribosome. Bases 37 to 477 code for a protein of 146 amino acids. Gene Ontology annotation, biological process: maturation of SSU-rRNA from tricistronic rRNA transcript (SSU-rRNA, 5.8S rRNA, LSU-rRNA); translation. The record is from RefSeq and is a predicted model, not a curated record. Gene Ontology annotation, molecular function: structural constituent of ribosome; RNA binding. The transcript has a single exon. NCBI's taxonomy places the organism in Eukaryota, Viridiplantae, Streptophyta, Magnoliopsida, Brassicales, Cleomaceae.